GUUGGCCUCACAGUCUACGUUUGUUGAUUUCUUGUAUUCAGUGACAGUUGACAGUCAUAAUAAAAUUUUUCUUUUUCUAAGUUUUCCCUCACGCCAGGUGUAAGUAGCCAAAACUGCGGUUGGUACCGUGAAUGUCGGAGCCCGAAGGGCCUCCCAUAGCUUCAGGAUUCAUCACAGAGUAUACAAAACGGCUGAAAAACAGAUGCCGACUAUCACAGCCACAAUACACCAAAAUAUUGAAGCUCAACUCACCAAAGUCUGCAAAAGCCAAAAUUAAAAGAACCGGACAAACUUAUGUGAGUACAAAUAUCUUUGACGCUCUUUGUCCAGCCAUAAUUCCUGAGAAAAAGGUGCUAGAGGCCCCCCAGGCAAAAAUUUCCAGGGAGUCACCUUCAAGUGACCCCCAAACACUUGCAACAGUGGAAGUAAACACAACUAACACAUCUGAAGGUGCUAAAACAACCCGCAAGUCGUCCACAACUGAUUCUGAGGAAUCCGAGGAUUUCCAGGACAGUCAAGAUAGCCAACAGGAACAAAACGAACAUGAGAAUUCGGUCAAGAGACUAUUAGACGUGCUUGAAAGCCCCGGGGAGUCAGAAAAAAUGGAUACCACUGACCACCAAAAUAAAAAGCCUGAAACAGGCGAAUAUCCCCCAGGAACAGCACCAUCUGCAGCAAACGUGCUCUCACCCGGCGCAAACAUAGUUUUUAAAAGUCUCCCAUUACCAAAAAAUGUGAUAAAAAAAGCAUUGAACUUCGGCACCACCGCCCACGGAGUGAACAAUACUCUAAAACCUCCAAAUCUACCAACUGGAAGUGUGGAUAACGCUCAAAAGAGGGGUGAAUUGAGUAGCCUCUCCCAAGGGCCAGUAUCCACACUCUCAGACACACAAAGACAAACGGCGACAGGAGCAAUCAGAAAAACGAGAAUAAAUAGCGACCCCAGACUUAGAAUAGAAGUUAAUCUAAAUGAUGUCCCCAGCAGUAUUGCAAAAAAUAUUCUUGAUUACGACCCAAAUAGUCACACAUCAGAUGAUGAACUGAGACAAAGAAAAGAAUAUGCGAAUAGACAUUCCAAUCUCCCUCAUUCGCCUAACAGCCUAUUUGAGCCAAGGUCACUGCAAGAAAGAGCCCUAUAUGAUAUGGAAACAGACGCAGAAGAAGGAAACAAUAAGAAUAACACAGACACUCCAUUCCAAACACCUAAGAAGUUCAGUAAAAACUUUGAGAAGCUAAUCCAUGAAAAAUCCAGAAAGACAAUCACUCCCACUAGGAAUCAGUUUCAACCACUAACGGAUGAAUCCGACUCCGAAGGGGAUGAUGAAAUUGGAAAAAUUGUCAAGAAGAGGAAAACAGGACUGAAAUACAAACCCCUUAACAUGGAAGACAUACAAACACCUGGUACGUCAAGCCAACAGACUACUCACUCUGCCAAACCCACACGAACAGACAUGAGAGGAAACAAAAACAAAGUAACUAUGCCACCCAUUGUAAUAGAUGGGAAAACAGCGAAUCAGAACAAUCUAAUCAAAGAUCUUAAGGCACUAGUAAAGGGUGAGUUCAGUAUCAAACAUACUAACUACACGACCAUAAUUUUUGUAGACAACAAAGAAGACCAUGUCAGGGUACUUAACAAUAUUAAAGAGGAAAAACUACCACACCACACCUACACCUCAAGGGACGACAAAACACACGCAUUCGUACUUAGAGGGCUGGCAAAAGGCACGAAAAUAUGCGACAUAGAAGAAAAUCUUGAUGAAGAACAUGAGAUAAAAGUCAAAGCUAUAUACACUAUGAAAACCAAAGACAGACCACUUUUUCUAGUGAUUACUGAUCCGGCUAUAACGAUAGAUUACUUAAACAAAAAUACAAGGCGUGUGCUGUAUACCAGGGUGACGUGGGAGCUACGAAAGUCGACAAAGAUAAUAAUACAAUGUCACAAUUGUCAGCAGUGGGGGCAUGCCACGGCCAAUUGUGGCCGGCCUCCACGCUGUCUUAAAUGUGCGGGUGAUCACCACACCCGAACGUGCACCAAAACAUUGGACACACCAGCUACGUGUGCAAACUGCGGGGGGGAUCACCCCGCAAACUACUCAAAAUGUACCAACUAUGUCGAAAAACUAGAAAGACUAAUGGAAAGAAGGCCAAAAGCAAGUACUAAAUAUGUACCCGCCCCCCAGCCCAGAAUUAAUCAAUGGGAGACAAGGAGGCAAAUGCAAAAUAAUAACGAAGAUUUUCCUGCACUACCGGAAAGAAGGCAACGUGAAAAUAUACCAUAUGCUAGAAACCCCCACAAAUUACCUGAAAUCUCAAGGCAAACAACUCCCGGCGGAUCCAUGGACGAUUUCGCGGCCCUAAAUGACGAAUUUGCUACACUAAAUCGGUUGGUAAAUAUAGGCGAAUUAAUCAGAGCAGUCAGAGCACUGAACGCUAAACUCAAAAAUUGCACAACGGGAAGAGAAAUAAUUGAAACUUACAACGCGUUCAUGACGGACGUAGACAUUAACUUCAAGCUUUUGAACUAAAUCUAACAUACAACACAGUAAAAUCAGUAACAUUCGUUAAAUACAUUGUAAAAUGCUUCUGUGGAAGUUUAUGCGACUGCGGAAUCGCUUUUUCCCAGAUAAACAUGGAUUUCUGUGUUUCUCGGGGAAAUUGGCGGGAGCAGGGGCAUGAAUGACUACAGAAUCGCACUCAUUACGGACAAAGAUGACAGAAAACAGGAUAAAAUUUGACGUACAUCCUCCUUAACAGCGACGACCCCACUGAAUAGUCAAAUCACUACGACGAUUAGUUACCAACUAUAGUCGGACGGAAGACUGCACGGUGACGUCAUCGCGAG
Molecule: messenger RNA, 2842 nt
Organism: Psylliodes chrysocephalus
Lineage: Eukaryota; Metazoa; Arthropoda; Insecta; Coleoptera; Chrysomelidae
Source: the annotation of a GenBank genome assembly